Molecule: messenger RNA, 2403 nt
Organism: Salarias fasciatus (jewelled blenny)
Lineage: Eukaryota; Metazoa; Chordata; Actinopteri; Blenniiformes; Blenniidae
Gene: slc7a2
Product: solute carrier family 7 member 2
Exons: 11
Coding region: 9-1964 (651 amino acids)
Biological process (GO): L-ornithine transmembrane transport; L-arginine import across plasma membrane
Cellular component (GO): plasma membrane
Molecular function (GO): L-lysine transmembrane transporter activity; L-arginine transmembrane transporter activity; L-ornithine transmembrane transporter activity
Source: RefSeq, a predicted model, not a curated record
GUGUCAGCAUGCUGAAGCAGGUUCUGUCUUUCGGCCGCUCCCUCGUGCGCAGGAAAGUGGUUGACCUGAGCAACCUGGAGGACUCCAAACUCUGCCGCUGCCUGGGAACCGUCGACCUCAUCGCCCUGGGAGUGGGCAGCACUCUGGGAGCCGGGGUGUACGUUCUGGCCGGGGAGGUGGCAAAGGGAGACUCCGGCCCCAGCAUCGUCAUCUCCUUCCUCAUCGCCGCUCUGGCCUCGGUCAUGGCCGGCCUGUGUUACGCCGAGUUCGGGGCCCGAGUCCCAAAGACCGGCUCUGCCUACCUGUACAGCUACGUGACGGUCGGGGAGAUCUGGGCCUUCAUCACCGGGUGGAACCUCAUCCUGUCGUAUGUGAUCGGUACCUCCUCAGUUGCCAGAGCAUGGAGUGGGACGUUUGAUGAAAUGAUAGGAGGACACAUAGAGGCGUUCUGCAAAACCUACUUUGGCAUGAACGCCCCUGGUUUGGCCCAAUACCCCGACUUCUUCGCUGUCUGCCUGAUUCUCCUGCUCUCUGGGCUCCUGUCGUUCGGUGUGAAGGAGUCGGCCUGGGUCAAUAAAGUCUUCACUUCCGUCAACGUCCUCGUGCUUCUGUUUGUCAUCAUCUCCGGCUUCGUCAAAGGAGACACACACAACUGGAACAUUACCGAGGAAUCCCUCAUCAACGUCACCAUAGUCAAGAGGAACCUGACGGUAACGUCCAACGUGACCAGUGCCUACGGAGUGGGAGGCUUCAUGCCCUACGGCUUCAGUGGGACUCUGGCCGGAGCUGCCACCUGCUUCUACGCCUUUGUUGGAUUUGACUGCAUUGCGACCACAGGGGAGGAGGUGAAGAACCCGCAGAGGGCCAUCCCCAUCGGCAUCGUGGUGUCCCUGACCGUGUGCUUCCUGGCGUACUUCGGCGUGUCGGCGGCGCUCACCCUCAUGAUGCCGUACUACCUGCUGGACGAGAAGAGUCCUCUGCCCAUGGCCUUCGAAUAUGUGGGCUGGGGCCCGGCCAAAUAUGUAGUCGCUGUGGGUUCGCUGUGUGCGCUCUCAACCAGUCUGCUGGGCUCCAUUUUCCCUAUGCCUCGUGUAAUCUAUGCUAUGGCAGAGGAUGGGGUGCUUUUCAAAGCCUUAGCCCGAAUCAAUCCUAAGACGAAGACCCCACUUAUUGCCACUAUGAGCUCCGGUGUAGUUGCAGCCAUCAUGGCGUUCCUGUUUGACCUCAAGGCGCUGGUUGACAUGAUGUCCAUCGGCACUCUGCUGGCCUACUCGCUGGUCGCAGUGUGUGUACUGAUUCUCAGGUACCAGCCCGAUGGAAGUCUGGGCCGGCCGGCCGGGAAAGGAGAGAGGGACUACCUGUCGUCCGAGGAGGGCGAAUCGGACCUGACGGAGUCCGAGUCUCAUCUCAACAUGCUGAAAGGAGGCAGCUCCACCCUGCAGGCGGCCCUCCACCCGCCCGUCGCUCCGUCGGAGAGCUCGUCCAGCGUGGUCAACAUGUCCAUCGGCGUGCUGGUGCUGGUGGUGUGUGUGGUCAGCUACCUGACCACCUACCACAUCGGCUCGGUGGUGGGCCUGGAGGCGUGGGUCCUGGCCUCGCUGGCCGUGUGUCUGCUCGUCUUCAGCGGCUGCACCUUCAUGGUCGUCAGGCAGCCGCAGACCAGCAGGAAGGUGUCCUUCAUGGUUCCGUUUCUGCCUUUUCUGCCCAUCCUGAGCAUAUUUGUGAAUAUUUACCUCAUGGUGCAGCUGAGUGGAGACACCUGGAUACGCUUCUCUGUGUGGAUGGCUGUAGGAUUCCUGAUCUACUUUGGCUACGGCAUGUGGCACAGCGUGGAGCGCCAGCGCCAGCUCCAGGAGGCCCGGGGCGGCGGCGGCGGCGGUGGCCAGGAGAAGCAGGGCGGCCUGGCAGCGGAGGGGAAGGAGCAGGAGCGCUUCAUCUGCCCGGAGAAGACCAGCCAGUGUUAGAGCUCGCCCGACCUUUCACAGACUCUGAGAGGCGACGGAUGCGUGAACGCACACGGCGCCUCUGCAUCCAUGCACCUGUACAUACAGCUUCAGCGGGGGGGGGGCGGGGCUUCGCCCUCCAGCACCGCCAGCUCCCACACGGCGGGGGCCACAUUGUGCAUUCUGGACAGCGCGGAGGCCGGACUGAAGGGACAGGUAUCACACUGGAGGGUGGUGCUGGUUUCUUUUUAACCGCGGAGCAGCAUGCGCCUUUUGCUUCUUCAUGGACUUUUAGCUCGUGAGACACUUUUUAUCACUUGUCUGUUAAUUUCUACAUUUUGAAGGUUUGUGUCGGCUGGUUUUUAAAUGUACAGUCUGUCCAAUCUGUGCUACGUUUUGGCCCACCUCUGUUUUGUGUUUGAUGUCCAACAAGGCCGUUAGAUUAAAGAUGUGCUGAUUA